AGUUGUUGAUGCAAUAACCUCUUUGAAAGUUAUCAAUUUAGAAUUUUAUUAUUAAUUGUAAUUAAUAAUGUUAUAAUGUUAUUAUUAGUCAUUUGUGGAUAUUUUUUAAUACAUAAAAAAUAAUUUAAUAUGUAAUGCAAAAAUAUUCCACGUGGAAAUUCUGCAAUCAAUAACAGCUGAUUUUUGAACGCACGCGCAUUAAUAUGCAUUUCCAGUGUGGAUCCUGAGGUUAAAAAUUAAUAUUUUUGCUAAAUAAUAAGAUUCAUCAAUAUGACUGACAAUUUGCAAAAGGUGAACAUAAAAACAGAUCGAAAGCUGACACCUACGGAUUUGAUUAAUAUAAAAAGAAUUGAAGAGAUUAAUAGAAAAAGAGUUGCACGUGUGAAAAUUGUACAAAAAAAGAAUAUUUUUACGGCACUUUCUCUUGCAGCGCUUGCAGGAGGAAUUUAUAUCUACACUAUUAAAUCAAUGAAGCAGGAAGAAUUUUUAGAUGAUUUCAAUGAACCUGAGAAAAUAACUGUUGGAUAAUAUUUUUUUUAAUUAGAUAGCAAGUGUUACUUCAUAAUUUUAGUAACUUUUUGAUAUUUGUGUCUCAUUGGAGAGAAAAAGAAACUUUAAUUCAUAUUUAGUUGUUAUCAAUAGUAUUGAUUUAAUUAUAUUGUGUUUUGGAUUUUUUUUUUUUUUU
Molecule: messenger RNA, 685 nt
Organism: Leptopilina boulardi
Lineage: Eukaryota; Metazoa; Arthropoda; Insecta; Hymenoptera; Figitidae
Gene: Ccdc56
Product: cytochrome c oxidase assembly factor 3, mitochondrial
Exons: 2
Coding region: 271-528 (85 amino acids)
Biological process (GO): mitochondrial respiratory chain complex IV assembly
Cellular component (GO): mitochondrial inner membrane
Source: RefSeq, a predicted model, not a curated record